This is a messenger RNA of Nelumbo nucifera (sacred lotus), 1059 nucleotides long. RefSeq names its product CBS domain-containing protein CBSX3, mitochondrial-like. NCBI's taxonomy places the organism in Eukaryota, Viridiplantae, Streptophyta, Magnoliopsida, Proteales, Nelumbonaceae. The record is from RefSeq and is a predicted model, not a curated record.
CAUACUUUUGCUCGCCAAGUGGACUGUAUCCUCUCUCCAUUGCAGGAGCAUCGCUCUAGGGUUUGUUAAGAAGUUUGAUUGUACUUGUCACUACCAGGAUGCAAGGUGCAAUUCAAGCAAUCCGAUCACAUGGAAACUUUCUCAGAAAUGCAGUUCUGCAACACAUCCGUGUAGUGGAUCCAGUCAUGCGGCCUGCUAUAUGUUCACGCUUUGAGUCAGUGUCCUCUGCUCGAUUGGAAGAGAAUGGUUUUGAAACCACAACAAUUUCAGAUGUUCUAAAAACCAAGGGUAAGGGUGCUGAUGGUUCUUGGCUUUGGUGCACAACUGAUGACAUGGUUUAUGAUGCUGUAAAAUCGAUGACACAGAACAAUGUUGGAGCUUUGGUGGUGGUGAAACCAGGGGAGCAGAAGUCAAUUGCUGGAAUUAUUACUGAAAGAGACUACCUCAGGAAGAUCAUUGUUCAAGGAAGGUCAUCCAAGUCAACUAAGGUUGGAGAUAUAAUGACUGAGGAGAACAAGCUUAUCACAGUUAGACCUGAAACCAAAGUUCUGCAGGCAAUGCAACUGAUGUCAGAUAAUCGCAUCAGGCAUAUUCCUGUGAUCAAUGAUACAGGGAUGAUAGGCAUGGUGUCCAUUGGAGAUGUUGUUCGGGCAGUGGUGAAUGAAUACCGGGAGGAGUUGGACCGCCUGAAUGCAUACAUACAGGGGAGUUAUUAAACACAAGAUACCAUAUUACUACUUGGGCUGCUGCUGCCGUUUCUGAUGAUGAUGAAAGAUGUUGAUAUAGAAUCAUGAAACUAUGCUCUCUUAGAGUUUCUGGUAUUUGGUAGACCGUCAAUGAAUGCUUGUAAAUAGUGUGCCUGCUGCUGCUGCUGCUGCUUCGUCUCCUGCUGCCAUUUAUCUGCUACAACUUUGCUGAAUUGCUGAUGUAUAAAACGGUGAAUAAUAAGCAACUAAUAUAAUGGAAGCAAGCUGAUGAGGGACUUUGUAUUCCUUUAUAAACUUUCUAUUCUCGUUUGAUGGCCAUGCUGAGGUCUCUACCUGAAACGUUUUGGGUUGA